GUUUGGACUUUGUUUCCACCCAGACGGAGAUGCUUCAACCCAACAGGGGAGCUGCGACAUUCAGGAAGCCAGUUGAGGAAAACUCUCCAUGAAUGUACGUCACAAUGAUGAUGACCGACCAAAUCCCUCUGGAACUGCCGCCAUUGCUGAGUGGAGAGGUAGCCAUGAUGCCUCAUCUAGUGAAUGGAGAUGGAGCUCAGCAGGUCAUCCUAGUUCAAGUUAAUCCAGGAGAAAGUUUUACAAUCAGGGCUGAGGAUGGAACACUUCAGUGCAUUCAAGGACCUGCUGAAGUUCCCAUGAUGUCACCCAACGGAUCCAUUCCCCCCAUCCAUGUGCCCCCAGGAUACAUAUCACAGGUGAUCGAAGACAACACAGGAGUCCGUCGAGUGGUGGUCACUCCCCAGUCCCCCGAGUGUUACCCCCCGAGUUACCCCUCGGCCAUCUCUCCAACCCACCACUUACCUCCGUACCUCGCCCAUCAUCCUCAUUUUAUCCAUAACUCACACACGGCGUUCUAUCCACCUGUCACUGGACCUGGAGAUAUGCCACCUGGGUUCUUCCCACAGCAUCAUCUUCCCCCCACACUCUAUGGAGAGCAGGAAAUCAUACCACUAUAUGGAAUGUCCAGCUACAUUACAAGAGAAGACCAGUACAGCAAGCCCCAGCACAAAAAACUGAAGGAACGCCAGACCGACCGCCAGAACCGUCUCAACAGCCCCCCUUCCUCUCUCUACAAAAGCCACCUGAGCAACUGCACAACCGUCUACAAUGGCUACGGCAAGGGUCACAACGCAGGCAGCAGCGGUGGCGGAGGAGGCGGUGGCGGGGGGGGACCCGGCAUCAAGAAGACCGAGCGACGAGCGAGAAGCAGCCCCAAGUCCAAUGAUUGUGACUCACAAGAGUAUGACUCGGAAGCAAAGAGGGUUCAAGACAUUCUUUCAGGAAUUGAGAAACCACAGGUUUCUAAUGUCCAGGCAAGGACAGUUCUGCUUACAUGGUCCCCUCCCACUGGCCUUUCAAGUGGAGAUAGACCCCACAACAGCCCACCCUACCCCUACAGCUAUGAAGUGGCCUUAUCAGACAAAGGGAGGGACGGAAAGUACAAGAUAAUUUACAGUGGAGAAGAAUUAGAAUGUAGCCUGAAAGACCUUAGGCCAGCCACAGAUUAUCAUGUCAGGGUAUAUGCCAUGUACAAUUCGGUAAAGGGAUCGUGCUCCGAGCCCGUUAGCUUCACCACUCACAGCUGCGCCCCCGAGAGUCCCUACCCUCCCAAGCUGUCACAUCGGACCAAAAGUUCCCUCACCUUACAGUGGAAGGCACCUAUAGACAACGGUUCAAAAGUCACCAGCUACCUUUUAGAGUGGGAUGAGGGAAAAAGGAACAGUGGCUUCAGAGAAUGUUAUUUUGGGAGCCAGAAACAUUGCAAGUUGACCAAGCUUUGUCCGGCAAUGGGAUACACAUUCAGGCUGGCAGCUCGAAAUGACAUCGGCACCAGUGGCUACAGCCAGGAGAUGGUGUACUACACGUCGGGGAACAUCCCGCAGACGCCCUGCGCCCCGAGACUCGUGCGAGCGGGGGUCACGUGGAUCACCCUGCAGUGGAACAAGCCGGAAGGCUGCACGGCCGAGGAGGCCAUCACCUACACCUUGGAGAUCCAGGAGGAAGACCACGAUAGCCUUUUCCACUCAAGAUACACUGGAGAGGAUGCCACCUGCACUGUGAAGAAUCUGAAGAGAAGCACCCAGUAUAAAUUCAGGUUAAUUGCUUCUAAUGUGGAAGGAAGAAGCUUUCCGAGUGAAGUUUUGGUUUGUACAACUAGUCCUGACAGGCCAGGACCCCCGACUCGACCCUUUAUUAAAGGGCUCAUCACACCUUACGGCUUUAGUGUAAAAUGGGAUCCUCCUAAGGAUAAUGGUGGUUCCGAAAUCCUUAAGUACCUCUUGGAGAUCUCGGAGGGUCAUUCGGAAGCGAACCAAUGGGAUGUGGCGUAUAGUGGCUCCGCCACAGAAUAUACCUUUACUCACUUGAAGCCGGGCACUUUGUAUAAACUCCGGGCAUGCUGCAUCAGCACUGGUGGACACAGUCAGUGUUCUGACAGCCUCCCCAUCCGCACGCUUAGUGUUGCUCCAGGUCAGUGUCGGCCCCCGAGGGUCUUGGGGAAAGCAAAGCACAAAGAAAUCCAUCUACAGUGGGAUGUUCCUUCAUCAGAAAGUGGCUGUGAGGUCUCUGAGUACAGCGUAGAGUUGACUGAACCCAAAGAGGCUGCCUCUGAGGUGUAUCACGGGCCUGAUCUUGAGUGUACAGUUGGAAAUCUUCUCCCUGGAACUACGUACCAUUUCAGGGUGAGAGCCUUGAAUGACGGAGGGUAUGGGCCUUACUCGGAGACAUCAGAAAUCACCACCGCAGCAGGGCCUCCUGGGCAAUGCCGAGCACCUUGUAUUUCCUUUACACCUGACUCGGGUGUUCUAGUAAGUUGGGAGAGCCCCAAAAUCUCUGGUGCUGAUAUUUCAGAAUAUAGAUUGGAAUGGGGAGAAGAUGAAGAAUCCCUAGAACCCGUGUAUCAUGGGACAGAGACCAGUUUUGAAAUAAAGGAACUGUUGCCUGCCGCACAUUAUUGCUGUAGACUACAGGCUAGCAAUCAAGCAGGAGCAGGACCCUACAGCGACCUCGUAUCCUGUCGGACACCAGCGUCAGCCCCGGAUGCUGUCUCCACUCUCUACGUCCUGGAGGAAGAGACCUUCGGUGCCUACCCAACAUCACCUUCUGUGUGCCUUGUACUGAACUGGGAAGAGCCGUGCAAUAACGGAUCCGAAAUCAUUGCUUACAACAUUGAUCUGGGAGAGAACAGCAUCACAGUGACGGAUGCCACCAGCUACGUCAUUAAGGACCUCCUUCCGGAAACCUCCUACCGUCGGUCUCCCCAUUUCCUGAAAAGCGCCCCUGCCCUGAAGCCUGAAGAUGCAGAUACCUUUAAGCUGGAAGUUCGUGUCCUGCUAACAUCUGGUUUCUUUUGUCUUCUUCCUUCGCUCAGGUUCAUCCCGAUUUACAGAGGACCAAGCCACACCUACAAGGUACAGAGAUUAACAGAGUUCACGUGCUACAGCUUCAGAAUACAAGCGGUGAAUGAUGCGGGGGAAGGACCCUUCUCAGAGACAUACACCUUCAGCACAACCAAAUGCAUCCCGCCUACCAUCAAAGCACCUCGUGUGACACAGUUAGAGGGGAACGCGUGUGAGAUUUCGUGGGAGACGGUACCGCCGAUGAGAGGAGAUCCCAUCAAUUACAUCCUGCAAGUGCUAGUUGGAAGAGAAUCCGACUACAAACAGGUGUACAAGGGAGAAGAUGCCACCUUCCAAAUCUCAGGCCUUCAGAGCAACACCGAUUACCGAUUCCGCGUGUGUGUGUGUCGUCGUUGCUUAGAUACCUCACAGGAGCUGAGUGGCGCCUUCAGCCCUUCGGCCGCUUUUGUACUACAGCGGAACGAGAUGAUGCUCGCGGGAGAGACGGGCUGCUUCGACGACCCCAAGAGGAAGAGCCCGAUGCCUACUGAUGGACAGUUUGCCGCCCUCAUCGUCCUCGGCUUCGCGAGCCUGUCCGUUCUGUUUGCCUUUAUAUUACAGUACUUCUUAAUGAAGUAGACCAGUCCAACAGAGUCCGAGGUAUGAAUUUAGGU
Molecule: messenger RNA, 3673 nt
Organism: Gracilinanus agilis (Agile Gracile Mouse Opossum)
Lineage: Eukaryota; Metazoa; Chordata; Mammalia; Didelphimorphia; Didelphidae
Gene: FNDC3B
Product: fibronectin type III domain containing 3B
Exons: 26
Coding region: 93-3638 (1181 amino acids)
Molecular function (GO): protein binding
Source: RefSeq, a predicted model, not a curated record